AUAUCCAUAAUUAUCAAGCAGCGGCACGGAUCGGUACCAUCACAACGACAACCAAUUCUGGAAACAGAUGGCUCUUCUUCCUAACGCUUCAUUCUCUUCUAAAUUCCCACAAAAGAGCAGGCACCUUGUCUCGUCAUCCAAACGACAGCCCCUCUCUAUCUCCCUCUCCCGCUUCUCGACGCCGCAAGUUCUUAAGGAAAAGUUUGAAGAAUCUUGUCUUUCACUGGGAGAAACGGCUUCUAGAGCUAGCUUGCUAGCUAUCCUCUCUGCUUCAUUGUUCUUGGUUGAUCCUGCUUUGGCUUUCAAGGGAGGGGGUCCUUAUGGAGCUGAGGUGACAAGAGGACAGGAUCUGACUGGGAAAGAUUUUAGUGGCAGGACCUUGAUAAAGCAAGAUUUUAAGACGUCCAUAUUACGACAAGCAAAUUUCAAAGGUGCACAGCUGAUUGGUGCUAGCUUUUUUGAUGCUGAUUUAACAGGGGCUGAUCUUUCUGAUUCCGAUCUGAGAGGUGCAGAUUUUUCCUUGGCAAAUGUAACAAAGGCAAAUCUGGCCAAUGCUAACUUAGAAGGUGCACUUGCUACAGGCAACACAUCUUUCAGAGGAUCAAAUAUUACAGGAGCUGACUUCACAGAUGUGCCUUUGAGAGAUGAUCAACGUGAAUACCUUUGCAAAGUUGCAGAUGGGGUAAAUCCAACUACUGGAAAUGCAACAAGGGACACAUUACUCUGCAAUUAGUAUGUUCACAAUUAUGAAAUUGUUGUUGAUCCAAGAGUUAUGACACUGUUGCAGUUUUUGUCUCUUGAGGUUGGUACGUUUAAUUUUAAGCAAAUGAAAUGUGGUAAUCUCCUUUUUUUAAUGUCCAUGAUCAGAUUUCAGAUGAAUUGAACUUAUUAUAUCAUCCUAAAUUCUUGUUCCAUGAAGGUUUUAUUUCCCUGCAUUUUUAUGAAAAUUACCACUACAAAGUCUCCUAUUGUAUUCUAAUAAUAAUAGAUGGAGGGGCUAUCUUAGUUCAGCAUAUUUUGCAGAGCUACCUGUGUGUUUAAAUGUAGCUUUUAUCUUUCUAGAGCAAAUUCACAAAAUGGAAAGAGCUCCAUUAACCUUUAUUAAUUGUGUAGUUACAUUUAUUUCAAAAAACAAACCUUUCCAACAUGGAACAUGGUGUAACCAUUUUGUUUUGUGGGUUUUUAGUGGUUUCUAGGUGAACCACUUGUCAUGCUUUUUCUAGGUUUCACAUCCGAAUUCCCAGCAUCUUUCAGCAUCCUCGUCAAGAGUGGAGCUGCCUAAGGUCAUCCACAUUGACAUUUCAAACUAUUCGAUCCCACCUGGGAAAAAAUACUUUGUAAAGAGCAAGGGACUUACUUUUCGCUAACCUUUGGUUUUUGCAUUUUUUUUCUUUUUUUGGGGAAAGCAAUAAUUACACUAAUAAUUUUAGUAUUUGUUC
Molecule: messenger RNA, 1439 nt
Organism: Rubroshorea leprosula
Lineage: Eukaryota; Viridiplantae; Streptophyta; Magnoliopsida; Malvales; Dipterocarpaceae
Source: the annotation of a GenBank genome assembly